Molecule: messenger RNA, 1972 nt
Organism: Selaginella moellendorffii
Lineage: Eukaryota; Viridiplantae; Streptophyta; Lycopodiopsida; Selaginellales; Selaginellaceae
Product: chlorophyll synthase, chloroplastic
Exons: 21
Coding region: 711-1883 (390 amino acids)
Biological process (GO): chlorophyll biosynthetic process
Cellular component (GO): membrane
Molecular function (GO): chlorophyll synthetase activity
Source: RefSeq, a predicted model, not a curated record
CGCCAGUCUACGACUUGGAGCAUCCUUUUCUUCGUGGUAACCAGUGCACCUGCACAAAGUUCAUGUUUCCGACAAGCGAAUUCCGCAAGGCUUACCAGGUGUCCACCAUGAUCAGGAAUUAUGAAAACUUACCACUGGAGGCUGGACGUCUGGAAUGUACUGGCACCACAAGACUUUGGGAGCUCUCGGCGCUGCUGCCUUGCUUGUCUUGGAGGACGUACUAGCUGUCGAUGGUUGUGUUUCACUUGGAGUUGACAUUGAUACAGAGCAAGCAGCGUCUUCUCUGGCUCGUCGAGGAUCACCUCGAUGAAGUUUAUGACGCCGCUUUUGGCCUUUUUGAUAACAUGCGCUGCUGCUACAAUCUCCGACGGUUGCAAGGGAUCCAACGGGUGGAAAGAGCGACCUGUGCAAGAAGGAAGCUCGUGACUGUUGAUGGAGGAGCCAUGGCAAACCUUCUUCAUAAAAAUGCAGCGAUCCUUUUUCACGAAAUGAAAACGGGUGUUCCGGCAUGACAGCUGCGGGUGUUCUUUUCCUCCCAGGAAUUCGGUGUCUCACCGCAACAGACCAGGUACGUUCAUGCAAAGUCGAGCAGUUUCUAUUUAAUCGUAAGCUCGACUUGAGCAGAUCAAACUUACGUGGCUAGAUCUAGCGCACACGAUGUUGAUUGGAUAUUCGUCCGUCUUAAGACCGCAGCAGUGCCGCGAGCGGCUAUGGCCUUUUCAUCUCUGUAUCUUUCAAAGUCGUCGACCACCGAAGCGUUGUGGGUUUCUGAUUGCCGAAUAAUUCAUGGGUGCUGCAUUCAAAUGCCGGCUGCCAGGAUUAGAUUUCAACACAGGAGUGCCGGGGUCCGAUCGAAACGGCACACAGGGCGUUUGAGCGUUCGGGCAGCUGGUACUGAGACAGACAAAACCAAGCCCAAUGCUCCUGAAGUUACUCCCAGUGAUACCAGAUCUUCCGCCGUGAACCAACUUCUUGGCAUGAAAGGAGCUGGAAAAGAAACGGACAAGUGGAAAAUCCGUCUACAGUUGACAAAACCGGUGACAUGGGCACCAUUGAUCUGGGGAGUCUUGUGUGGUGCAGCGGCAUCUGGAAAUUUCCAUUGGACAAUCGAGGAUGUUGCUAAGUCCAUCACUUGUAUGUUGAUGGCCGGGCCAUUCUUAACUGGAUACACUCAGACCAUCAACGAUUGGUAUGAUCGCGAGAUAGACGCCAUCAACGAGCCUUACAGACCAAUUCCGUCAGGAGCCAUAUCCGAACCCGAAGUAAUCACGCAAAUUUGGGUGUUGCUUCUUGGUGGCAUUGGUCUUGCGUAUACGCUCGAUGUGUGGGCUGGUCACUCAUUUCCAACAAUAUUCUGCCUUUCGCUUGGAGGCGCUUUGCUCUCAUAUAUAUACUCUGCCCCUCCUUUAAAGCUGAAGCAAAGCGGAUGGAUAGGAAACUACGCACUCGGCUCAAGCUACAUUGCCUUGCCUUGGUGGGCCUCGCAAGCUCUCUUUGGAACGCUCUCCUGGGACGUUGUCGUCCUCACUUUAUUGUACAGCACGGCAGGGCUCGGAAUCGCCAUCGUGAACGACUUUAAGAGCAUAGAAGGAGACCGUGCCAUGGGAUUACAGUCUCUACCAGUCGCAUUUGGAAUCGACACUGCAAAGUGGAUAUGCAUUGGCUCCAUCGACCUCACGCAGCUAUCCGUUGCAGGCUACUUAUUCGCCACUGGGAAGCUCUACUACGCACUGGCAUUACUUGGACUCAUCACUCCGCAAAUAAUUUUCCAGUUCCAGUACUUCUUAAAGGAUCCACUUAAAUACGACGUGAAGUAUCAGGCUAGUGCGCAACCAUUCUUUGUUCUGGGUCUUCUCGUCACGGCUUUGGCCACUAGCCAUUGAGACAAGAGAGCUCCAAAAAAAGUCCUUUUUUUUUGUUCCAGCUGGAAUCGAACCGUUGCCCUUUGAAACAAUGACGUCGAUGUGUCCAA